AUGGACCAUCUCGCGGGCGAAGAGGAAGGGCAUUCGACACCCCGCCCUUCGAACCGAAUUCAACGGGGUCUAUUGCCACAGCUUCGCGAUGAUGACGAUGACGAACGGCCUCGACACCACCUUGAGAUGGCGACGACGAUGACGAUGUCCGCACCGACGACGACAGGCUCGUCAAGUGCUCUGGUGGCUUCGACCAGCGGCUCAAAUCGCUUCGCAGAGAGUCUCGAGCAACUUCCUCCUUCACGUGAAGCUUACCCGUCUGCGAGAAGGAACACGGCACGACCACUCUCAAGAAGACAAGUGCAAGUGCUGCAACAAGUCGAAGUGACCAGACCGUAGUUGACCCUGGGAGAUGGACUUGUUGGACUUGUGAUGACCCUACAGACUGUUGCAGAAGGCUCGAGCACUUGAGGAUGCUGGAUCACCACUGGAUGUGUCCUCAACUUCCCUGCCUAAGGACGACCCCAAGAUCAAGGAGGUGCGUCCCACAUGUGCCGUCGAUGGCCUCCGCCCCCACUUGAGCGUUGGCCUCAGGGAGUGCCGAGCUUGCGGCAGGGAGAUGUAUUCGUCGCUGACAAGCACAUCGCAUUAUCCUCCCCCACAGGACAUCCUCCGACUGAUAGAACAGUACCUCAGCGAGGAAGGCUACAUGGCGACCAAGUUGGUCCUGCACGACGAAGCCAACCUCAAAGCCAAAGAAAAGGGCGAGCGCCAAGUACAGACCAGGAACCUCAAGCGAGCCAUAUUGGGUGGGACUUUCUCGAACUGAUGUUUGCAUUGGGCAUAGCCAUGUAUACUGAUGGCCUCCGUGAUUGACAGAGGGGGACUGGGCCGAAGUCGAUCAAAUCGUUAGUAAAGGGCCGCUCGUCAGGACCCAGAAUGCUCUGCUCUAUUCUCUUUACCGCCAACGUGAAUCAAUCCACGCGAUUUCUGUGCGAGUGUUGCCUGGUUGCUGACAAUGUUUAUGCAUGUGAUGCGAUAGAAUUCCUUGAACGUGAGCCAGCCCUCAACCAUACAGAGCUCUGAGCCGCCUUUUUUUUUUUUUUUUUUUUUUUUUUUUUUUUGGGGCAAUACUGAUGCGGACUUCGACCCCUACACCCUUUGCAGAUAUCGAAUAUCGCGAGCUGCAAAAGGUGCGUCCGCGGAGCUAUGAGCCCUGAGCUCUCAUUAGACCCAGGCUGACGAGUCCCCUCCACUUCCGUCAGGCCUUCACCCUACUCAACAAGCGCCUCAAACCCCUUGAGCACUAUCAACCGACCCCUGCCGACUUCAAGGACUUGUGCUAUCUGCUUUCUGCCAAAUCCGUUCACGACGCUCCUUCCUUCAAAGCAUGGGAAGGGGUCAGCUCUGCGCGCGAGAAGCUCUGUGAUGUGCUUGAGCAGAUGGUCGAAAGAGAGCGGGAUGAGAAAGAGGAAGGUGUGUUUUGACGUUCGACACUUCAUGAACUUCAUGAAGGCCCGAGAAUGCUCAUCCCGAAUCCGUGCUACAGAGAGUGCAUACGUCCCACCCGGGCGCCUUGUGACGAUGCUCGAACAAGCCGUCUCGUUCCAGCUCGAGCUGUCUCGAUUUCGACCUCGGCAGGCUCCUGUCAUACGCACGUGAGUGCGCAGCCCGGAAGAACCGUGAUGCUGUUCGUCGACUGACACGCACCGGUUUUGACAUCGUCAAAGUCUCUUGAAAGAUUACACCCCUUUUGUCGUGCCGAACGCUGUCGCAUGCACGUUUGAAGGCCACCGCGCGAACGUCAAAUCCGUACGAUUCAUCGGGGCCGAGGGGGCACAACUCGUUUCGGGCUCGUCCGACAACUCGGUGCGAGUAUGGGAGACACAUUCGGCGCGUUGUCUGGCGGUUUAUACGGGUCACCGGAGUCGGGUAUGGGAUGUUGACGCGACGCAGGAUGGAGAGCGGCUACUGAGUGCGAGUGGGGACAAGACGGUCAAGGUGUGGGAUUGGCGGAACGAGGUUGAAGCGGAGCGAUGCGUGACGACGUUGGAAGGGAAUCAUGGUGAUGUUUACUCGGCACGGUGGCACCCUAGUGGAGUGAGUGGGACCGAGAAAGCACGUUUGACCUAGGUGCCUGGAGCUGAUCCUCUGUCGUUGGGCCCACAGCAACAUCUUGUCACGGGUGGAUAUGACAAGAUCGUUCGACUAUUCGAUGUCGAAACGGGGACGAUACUCAAAACCUUCACUGGUAAGCCGGACAUCAAUGUCUCUUUAGAAGCUACUGACUGAACGUCUCUGGUGCUUCGCACGUGCAGGCCACUCGCUCUCAAUCUCAUCAGUCAUGUUCAACCCCUUGGGCAACCUCAUCGUCAGCGGGUCCAAGGACUCGAACGUGCGCUUCUGGGAUUCUGUCUCAGGCCUGUGUAUCCGAACGCUCAAUGCCCAGCUUGGAGAGGUCACGUCCGUCGAUAUGAGUGAUUCGUAUCUGCUCACUUCGUCGAGGGAUAACUCGGUGCGAUUGUGGGAUGUUAGGAUGGUGAGUGGAGAGUCAGCCGCAUACGGGCUCGGUGAAUAUCUAUCUGACGCAGGAAAAUCUCUUCUGGACAGCUACGGCCCUUGAAACGCUUUAAAGCCCAUUCCAACACAUCACACAACUUCGUUCGAGCGUCGUUCGCGCACGCGAGUCUGCUCGUGUCCGGAUCCGAAGAUGGCGUUUUGUACAUGUGGGAUCGGGAGAGUUCGGAGGUGUUGCAAACGCUCGAAGGACACCGUGGGAUCGUGUACGGCGCGGUGUGGAAUGAUAAGCAGAGCUUGUUGGCGAGUCAUGGAUCGGAUGGGCUAAUUCGGACGUGGGAGUACGAUGAAAGGCAAGAGUUUGAGUUUGAGGAGGGGGCGUCAUGA
Messenger RNA from Microbotryum saponariae, 2844 nucleotides. The record is from the annotation of a GenBank genome assembly. NCBI's taxonomy places the organism in Eukaryota, Fungi, Basidiomycota, Microbotryomycetes, Microbotryales, Microbotryaceae.